CUGGUGCAAACUUCAACUGGAGAUAUAAAGCAUACAAAUCCCCAUAUAUUUGGUUUUUCCAGCUUGUGCCCGUUUUAUUGGUCGAACGAGCGCAGCAUUGUUCGAUUCUCAUCAUGCCCUCGGACUUCUCCCCAGAUCGGUUCGCAGACAAGCUCGCUACAUGCAGCGAGACCGCGGCGAGCAUUCAGGCGCUGAGUGGAUGGAUCUUGUUCCACCGUCGGGCCAUCGCAGAGAUGGUGGAUGUGUGGUACUCGAGCUACAAGGUGCAAAAGGCGGCGCACCAGGUCGUGCACUUGUACGUUGCCAACGACGUGAUGCAAACCGGCAUGCGCAAGUACGGCCGUGACAUUCCCGACGCGUUUGCGGAGAAGUUGAUGCUCGCGAUCGCGAUCACGAUGUCGGAAGGAACGCAGAAGACCCAGGACGUGGUGCGCAAGUUGGUCCAGGUGUGGCGGGAACGGCAUGUGCUGAGCGACGAAGUGAUCGACACGAUGAGCGACAUGUGCAGUACCGUCGUGAAUGCGCGCAAGGACGCAUUGAAGGACACGAUGGCGCUCGCGAAGCAGCACGCGGCGGCGACCAACAACGACGACGAGUCCCUCGUGCUGCAAGACAUCCCAGACGCCGUGGACUCGGAGAUGACGCGGGACACGAUUCGCAUGAUCGAGGAGCUCGAAGGCGAAGUGGUGUCGACGGAUCUACUGAGCGAUCGGAUGUUUCAGUUGAGUUCGAACUUGCAUUACUUUGCGCAGGCGACAACCACGUCCGACGACGACGAGACAACGAUCACCGAGUGGGACCAGUUGGAAAUCCCCGUGUUUGAGAUCGACCUCGACGGCAGCGCCACGCAUGUAGCGGCCUUCCGCCGUCACUUGGAGAACCAGCUGGACAAGCGGACGGCACUGACGGCGCACUUUACGAGUCUGGCCAACCACGUCGUGCUGGACGACAUGUCGCUCAUCGAGAUCGCGGCGAGAAUGGACGAUGAGACCAAAGACAUGCAGGCGCUGCUGGAUCUGUGCGUGGAAGCCGCGGAGGCCAAGGAACAGAAGCGAAAGGAGUACGAAGCCGCGCUCCGCCGCCGCCACAGCCACCCGGACGUCGUGUCGUCGUUGCAUCAACAACAUCCCCAUCGUCUUGACCAUCGACGCAGCGACAGUGACCUCCACUCGUUCCAUCGUCCUCCCCCUCCACAUCACCACCAGCAGCACCAUCACCAGCAGCACGAAGACAUGGAGUGGCACCCCACGGAUCGACACACGACCGACGCAAGGUCUCGGUCGCGGUCCCGAAGUCGGUCCAAGCAAAGCAGGUCCUCCCACGACCACCAACGAGACGACCAUCGCCGCCGCGACGACAGUCACCGCCAGCGGUUUCCGCCGCCUCCCAUUUCCCAUGAUCCAGGACACGGACGAUGGAACGAACAAGACCGAGCCAAGCGGCCUCGACAAUACUAUUAACGACUACUACUACUAGUACUACUACUGC
Aphanomyces astaci is the source of this 1488-nucleotide messenger RNA. RefSeq lists its product as hypothetical. Gene Ontology annotation, cellular component: RNA polymerase II, holoenzyme. Gene Ontology annotation, molecular function: RNA polymerase II complex binding. Lineage: Eukaryota; Oomycota; Saprolegniomycetes; Saprolegniales; Verrucalvaceae. Bases 114 to 1460 code for a protein of 448 amino acids. The record is from RefSeq and is a predicted model, not a curated record. Gene Ontology annotation, biological process: mRNA 3'-end processing. The transcript has a single exon.